AUGCCGAAACGGACUCUUUUCACCAACAUCACCCCUCUUCCUCCUCAAGUCUCGCGCGAGGUCGCGAUAGCCAUGCUGCAUAAUCACGAUGAGAUGAUCGAACUGAAUCCGCUGGUAAUCGAGCAUCACCCGAUCAAAACACCUCGCGAUGCGCCCGCCGACGAGUUCCUCGACUGUGCCUGGCAGGAGCUGACGGACAAGAUCCAUUACUUGCCCGGCGGGUUGGUCAAGGGGAAAGUGAGCUACAAGGCCUGCUUCCACGACACGCCGUACGGUCUACAAACACACAUCUACGCGCCCAUGGGACUUGACAUUCGGGAAAAAUGGUCUAUUGGGGGUUCCUUGCCCGGUGAACCCCCAGAGCCGCGAGAACUAGGAGUAGAUGUGCCCAGACAGGGUCUUUAUCUGCGGGAAGAUGGCGACAUGAGGUGCAAUCUCCUGUUGACGUCGUUUGUGCGCAAGAACCUGGAUAAUGCGCACAAGGUGUUGGUGGAACGGAUCCUGAAAAAGGCCGAGCGUGUAGAGGAACAUACUCGUGCCACGGGAGAAUAUCCCAUGACUCCUACGAGUCCCCGGUUUCAGCCAGGUUCGCACAUGGCCAAAUCUCAACUCCUCACCUCGCCUGGACUCACCUCGCCGGGACUUGCACCGCAGAUGUUGUCGCCGCAGCAGGAGGCGACCUGGCAAACAAUGGCCGGCCACCCGGCGUUCCGGACGGAUGACAAGCGGUUCAGCACAAUGAGUCUUCCGCCAUACCAAGCUUACCACCAGCAGCACAUGAGCUACUACGCUCCUGCCCAACAGCAGCAGCAACAACAACAACAACUACAACCAGGGGCACCUACCAAACAGUUUGUGGCCGAGUUACCUGGCUCGACGAUCCAUGCCGGUCAUCUAGCUCCGCCAGCACAAAAAAGUCCGUCGCUUGGCGAUAAUCGAAUGAGCAUGGUGUCGGAGUUGUCUGGGUCGGACGGCACGGCUAGGGGGUCUCCAAAUCCACAGGCACUAUCGGAUCGGUCGAGUAUGACUUCGGAUCUGCCCAGUCCAUAUAAACGUUACUUGGAGGAUAAGGAGAGAGAGAAUGCGCCGGAAGGGAACCAGUCGGUCUCGGACCGUACGAGUUUGCUCUCGGAAAUGCCUUCGAGGCCCGCAAGAUAG
This is a messenger RNA of Exophiala dermatitidis NIH/UT8656, 1158 nucleotides long. RefSeq lists its product as uncharacterized. The record is from RefSeq and is a predicted model, not a curated record. NCBI's taxonomy places the organism in Eukaryota, Fungi, Ascomycota, Eurotiomycetes, Chaetothyriales, Herpotrichiellaceae. Bases 1 to 1158 code for a protein of 385 amino acids. The transcript has a single exon.